This is a messenger RNA of Rhopilema esculentum, 1066 nucleotides long. Its product is annotated as marginal zone B- and B1-cell-specific protein. The record is from RefSeq and is a predicted model, not a curated record. Gene Ontology annotation, biological process: regulation of B cell proliferation. Gene Ontology annotation, cellular component: extracellular region; endoplasmic reticulum chaperone complex. NCBI's taxonomy places the organism in Eukaryota, Metazoa, Cnidaria, Scyphozoa, Rhizostomeae, Rhizostomatidae.
AAAAAUAUUUCAAGCCAAGGCAGCAAGGCGUCGCUUGCCUGCAGAUGGUAGAAAUAUUAGCCUGUCUUCCCUUGUAGGGAGGUUCAUUUCACGUCCGAUUUACUUCUUAGAAUUUUACCCAUUGUCAGAUGCGAUCCUUUGUUUACAAUCAACCAAUCAGCAAACAACGCGCGGCUCUAUCUUCGCAUUUAAUUUUUGGGGAGGCAUUUAGGCACACACCAAUACCACUGCCUCUUGAUAUUUCCUCAAUUUAAAGAUGGGAGCUUCUACACUUGCCGGUGUUUUGUUGUUUCUUCAACUAACUGGAUUAAUUCACUGCCAAGCGGGCGAAAAAAUGACCUUUUCCAUGCCAAAAAUGUCAGACGAGGAACAACAUUCGCAACAUGUGCCAGUUAAUUUGAAAUGCGAUGCUUGUACAGCAGUGGCCUACCAGAUGGCUAGAAUUCUGGGUGAUGCUGAGAGGAAGGUUGGUGGAAGGAAGUUAAAGGAGUCAGAGUAUCUUGAUGUAUUUGAAAAAGCAUGUGACUGGGAAGUGUAUCAAGACUAUGGCAUCAAAAAUGUAAAUGGUGUGAAUAGAAUUUCUGGAGAUGGCCUUGAAGCAAAAGAUGUUCCUGGCAUGCUUGGUGGUGGAGGCAAAUGGCCUGGACGUCUUGCAGAAAAAUGUGGCUUGCUAGUUGGGGAAAUAGGAGAAGAUGAAAUUUAUGCUGAAUUUAGAAAGAAGAAGAAUUUAAAGAAACUACUAUGUAAAGUUUCAACAAAGGAUUGUGUGAACAUAGGAAAAGAUGAACUAUAAUGUUGAAAGUUUUGAUGUAGAUUAGCUAUUCUUGUCACGUUUUUUUUAGAUCCAAGUAGUGUAUAAAAUUGUGUUUUAAGUGAUUAUGUCAGAUGUGAAUAUUCCUUGAUAUGUGUCUAAAGUUUCAAGCAAUUUACAGUCGUGUUUGAUUAAUUUAGAGCCGAUUGAAGUAUAGUUUGCAAACAGUAAAAAUGUCAGUAUCCUGUUUUGCUGUUGGACUAAGAUUAAAUUUAUGAGUGUUUUGUAAAACAUGUGACCAGGAAUUGUUUUUCA